UGCCUCCCUCCCACUUUGUUUGGGUGCUGAUCGCGCAGCGGCGAAGAAGCGCUCUGCAAAAAGACUUCGCAGGAGACAUCCGAGGGCCGAAACCUACAGCAGUGGGUAACUUUAGUAGCGCCAGAUCGUCAGUGAACCAAAGACCUAUAUCAUAAUUAGCGUAGUCUCCGAGCUAUGGCCAGGUGUUUCUGCUGGUCUAGCUACACUCUCCCGGCCUACCUGUGGACGGUAUUCUCCUUCUUUACGGCCGUCAUCUGUCCCGUGGGGCUCUACUACUCCAACUGGCUGCAGAAAGUCACUCCAGAAGGGACGUAUAACUCUCUAUCUCCCUACAGACUCUGUCUCAAUGAGACUGGCCAGUUCUCCACCUCCUGCCAGGCCUAUUUCUCUUUCGACGAGAUAUAUUCGUCCGAAUGGAAGGCCAUUACUCUUCUAAUGGGUAUCGGAGCCUGCUGCCUCAUCUUUUCUGGAGUAAUGUCCCUCUUUGGUCUGUGCAUCAAGAAACUCUUCAACGUCUAUGUGACAGCGUUGGUUGUUAUCCUCCAGUGCUUGGGAGUUGUGCUUUUCUUCAUAUCCAUUGUUGUAUUUCCUGCUGGCAUCAACGACCAUGCCAAACACCCUGAGCUGUGUGGGUCUGCAGCAGGCUCGUAUCAACUGGGCGACUGCAGCAUCGGCUGGGCCUACAUCUUGACCAUGGUCGGUACUGGGACUGGAGCAGUAGCUACCGGACUCUCCUGGACCGCUGGACGAUUUAAAGAGAAACACAGAAGGGGUGGAUACACUCUGUGA
Molecule: messenger RNA, 789 nt
Organism: Geodia barretti
Lineage: Eukaryota; Metazoa; Porifera; Demospongiae; Tetractinellida; Geodiidae
Source: the annotation of a GenBank genome assembly